Molecule: messenger RNA, 718 nt
Organism: Coregonus clupeaformis (lake whitefish)
Lineage: Eukaryota; Metazoa; Chordata; Actinopteri; Salmoniformes; Salmonidae
Product: neuritin-like protein
Exons: 3
Coding region: 1-699 (232 amino acids)
Biological process (GO): nervous system development; neuron projection extension
Cellular component (GO): plasma membrane
Source: RefSeq, a predicted model, not a curated record
AUGCCCGACGAACCGGGGAGACAGCUUCCUGGACUCUACGCGGAGGGGAAGAUCCCGCAUGGAGAGCCACACCCUCGGUCCCGGGUGAAAAACCGGGGCAUGGCGACACCUGCGGUUGGCCUGAUGUUGAGACCUGACCGAGGCCCGCUUAAGCGCCGCCCUUACCUACCUCCAGGUGUGGCGACAGCAAAUGAUGUGGGCCUGGACGACGGGACCGCCGCCUCCUGCUCUUGCUCGGGGAAUAGGGGUGUCGUCGGCCCCUGUCCCAGCUCUGCUGCCUCCACCAGGAGGUGUCACUCCAUCUAUAAGGGCUUCGCUCAGUGUCUGAUGGCUCUGGGGGACAGCCUGACUGAGAGUGCCCAGAAGGAUGAGGAUACACAGGAGAUACACACCAUCUGCAAGUCCUGGGAUGAGUUUCAUGACUGUGCAAACGUGGCGAUGGCGGGCUGUCCUGAUGAGGCUGCUGCAGUCUGGGAGUCUCUGCGACAGGAGUCCAAAAAGAUGCAGUUUUCUGGUAACCUGUAUGACAUGUGCUCCAGUCGUAACCAACCAGCUGCCACCGCUGAUGCCCUGAGCCCACCCAACCAGGAAGAGAUUAACCAGGAGUCUCUAAAAGCACACACCCAUCGUCCAGGUCCCACCUCUUUCUGGUUGCUCCCCUUAUGUCUGUCCCUUCUGCUGCUGUUGCCCAGGAUAUAGGCACGAUCAGGGUGAAGGG